UAGAGAAACCGUUGAGCGUCAUGUCUCUGCUGUAGCAAAGCUCCGUGCUAGAUUUUAUUAUUUGCCUCCAGUUGUCGCUGCACUUUGUUUUGACAGCUGCUUGUUUUCUUUUCUCGUAACCUGUUUACCGAAGAAUGAGCGAAAACGACGACAUCGACGUCGACAGCGAUGCAGACAAGCGAGCCCAUCACAAUGCGCUGGAGCGCAAACGCAGGGACCACAUAAAAGACAGCUUUCACGGUUUACGAGAUUCUGUGCCUGCAUUACAAGGGGAGAAGAGUUCUGUCAAACAGGCCUCCCGAGCACAGAUUCUAGACAAAGCCACUGAGUACAUCCAGUACAUGAGGCGAAAAAACCAUACCCACCAGCAAGACAUCGAUGACUUAAAGAAGCAAAAUGCAGUGUUGGAGCAGCAGGUGCGUGCCCUGGAGAAGGCGAAGGGCAACACUCAGCUCCAGACAAACUACUCUUCUGACAGCAGCUUGUACACAAACCGCAAAGGCAGCGCGGUGUCCGCCUUCGACGGCGGGUCCGACUCCAGCUCCGAAUCAGAGCCGGACGAGCCGCCCAACAGAAAGAAGCUGCGCGUGGAGCCCAGCUAGACUCGACUCCACCUCCAGUUCUCCGAACAGACUCUUUUUGCCCACCAGCCCCUGAAUCCUCUCACCUGUCCGCACUAAGUCCUGCCUUCUAACGCCAGUCCACGAGACAAGGUGGAGGCCUGUGUGAGAGAGAUGCUAUUAUGGAUAAAACGCUUCUACCUUCUUUUUUUUUCCUCCUGGCAAAGCAUCCUGUCACUCCGUUCGUGGCCCCAGCAACAACUCUUAAGACCCCCAAAGAGGCAGCUCAGCAGUUUUGAAGGACUCCCCCCCCUAUCUUUAUUAUAACCUUUCAUAAUCAAAAGGAGAUGACAAGGUAUGACGCUUUAGUAAAGCUACACAAAAAUAUGGGUUGGUUUUUUUUCCUCCUUUUGGUUGUUUUGGACAACCUCUGCAAUCUGUUGGAGUUGUGAGACUUUUUGACCUUCGACAAAAUGGUAAUUAGGGUUAUUUGACCUUUUUAAUAUUCAUACUUUUCCAGAAAACAAUGUGAAGUUGCUUUUGAAAAAAAAAAAAAAAAUGUCUGUAAUGCAAAAUGUAACCCCCCCCCCCUUUAUUCAGUGUAGGUGGCUGAAGUUUUUGUCUUUGAAGUUGUCUGUGUAAUCAAAGAAUCCCUCUAUUUAUAGUGAUGCACCGACAUUGAUUUCUUACCCUCAUGUCUGAUCUCCUCUAUGUUUGGCUUGAGAUUUUCCAGAGAGCACAGGAGGAUGAUCAAGUUGACCUGCUGUUUUAGUGGAUUUUCCACAGGUACAACUAUUUAUUUUCCUCUAUUUUUAUUAUUAUCAGAUAAAAUGAGUAUAAGAAGACAAAAAAAAAAUCCCCUAUUGGACACUGAAUGUUACACAAUGCAGGUGAGGGGCAGUGACCUUUAUUUUUGUUAAUGGAAGUUUGUUUCCGUGUGUAGUAUAUAACACUGUGUACUCUUUAAUGGUGUCACUUCUGCAAAGAAAAGCCUUUCCUUGAAAUAUUUGCCUGUGCCGGGAACGUUUAUCUUUUCUUUCUUUUCUUUCCUUUUUGCAGAGGUAAACUAGUGUGUACGUAAUCAAUAUUUGUUUGUUCCAUUCUGUGGAAAUUACAGGUAUGUUGUACAUACUGCCAACGGUUGUCUUGCAAGUUAAGGCAUACCUUUAUUAUGAGACUAUAAAUAAAAUUAUUUUAUCCUUUUGGGAUGUAUUUGUGGCUCGACAUGUUUUUAAUAACAACCAUAUGAGAGCUUUUGUACAUUGAGCUUUCUAAGUUUCUUUUUUUUUAUGUGUUUGUGGAGGGAAAUGUAAGAGUGAACUCAUUCCCAAUCCCAGUUAUUGAAAUAAUCAGAUGUUUAAUCAAAUUUAAGAAACUGCUAAUAGAAAGCAAUCAAGAGGGAUCAUUUAGUGAACACAUUUGAGGAUAUUAAAUGUCUCUAAAUGACUUAUGAAUUGAAUAUUUAGGUUUCUUUGUUUUUCUCAGUUUCAGAUAUUAACUAGACAAUAAGAGACAGGUGCCUGUACUCGGGAUGCUAUUGAAGACAGAGGUUAUAGCCUUAUUCAUAUUUUAGGGAGUUUGGAGCUUUAUGUCACAAGUUUACAUUGAGGGAUAUCAUAAAGCCUGAUUCUGAUCGUUUUAGUCUAAACAUUGUAAGAUUUGAUUGUUGUGCAAACGAAAGAUACAAUAAAUAAUAAUAAAUGAC
Anarrhichthys ocellatus (wolf-eel) is the source of this 2265-nucleotide messenger RNA. Its product is annotated as protein max-like. Gene Ontology annotation, biological process: positive regulation of transcription by RNA polymerase II. The record is from RefSeq and is a predicted model, not a curated record. The coding region runs from base 135 to 602 and encodes 155 amino acids. Gene Ontology annotation, cellular component: RNA polymerase II transcription regulator complex. Gene Ontology annotation, molecular function: protein dimerization activity; DNA-binding transcription factor activity. The transcript has 4 exons. NCBI's taxonomy places the organism in Eukaryota, Metazoa, Chordata, Actinopteri, Perciformes, Anarhichadidae.